Messenger RNA from Penicillium canescens, 525 nucleotides. RefSeq lists its product as uncharacterized. The coding region runs from base 1 to 525 and encodes 174 amino acids. NCBI's taxonomy places the organism in Eukaryota, Fungi, Ascomycota, Eurotiomycetes, Eurotiales, Aspergillaceae. The record is from RefSeq and is a predicted model, not a curated record. The transcript has a single exon.
AUGUCGGAGCCAAAAUUUGUUGUCGAGUACCGGCCGUCAAAAUUCUCCGAAUCGCUGGGAACUGAUCUAGUUCCGCAUAAAGUUACGAAGAACGAUACCGAUCGGUUCGAUUGGCAUUGGGUUAAAUUGAGAUAUGUUGAAUGCUCAAUCUCGUCGAUGGACGAGUUUGAAAAAGCGUUUCGCGAUAUGCUGAAACGUAGCGGUUACCCGAAGGCGUUAUAUCUUGGUCGCCGUGAGCAGGAUGAGAAGAAGCUCAUUCAUUACCAUGUUAUGGUUAAUAUUCUCACGUUUAUUGACUUGAGUGUUGAACAGGCGGGUAACGUCUUUAAUGCUUUGCCCAACGAGUGUCGUUCGUUGCAUGUGUCUUCAAUUGACGAUCCGGAACAAUUUUGGGAUCAUCUUAUGGAUGAGCGGGCUGUACCCCGCCAUCGUGACUGGUUUGGAAUGGAGUCAUGGCUUGACUGUGACCCAGGUAAUGUGGACUAUUGUUUUGAUAAAUGUCCUGGUGAAUACUCGUACUGGUGA